This is a messenger RNA of Python bivittatus (Burmese python), 6707 nucleotides long. NCBI's taxonomy places the organism in Eukaryota, Metazoa, Chordata, Lepidosauria, Squamata, Pythonidae. The record is from RefSeq and is a predicted model, not a curated record.
ACUAAUUGGCACUUCUAUAGUGUAUCAUAUAAAUUUCUACUCUGAAUUAAGUUCUACUGAAUUCAGGGACUUACUUGCAGGGAAACAUAUACAGAAUUGCAACUUAAAAGUAUUUUCAAUAUUCCUUUGAAAGAUUUUUUUUUAAAUAUUCAAGAAAAUAAAUAAUGGCUCUACUUAUUCCUUACAGCAUAUAUUUACUAUAUUUAAAUAUUUAUUAUUGUUUUCAACCUUAUUAUAUCUGGCACAAAUUUAGUUUUCCAUAAACUUAGCCGCAUUCCAAAGUGGGAGGGUUUUUGUUGUUGUAAAAAAAAACCCCAGCAAGUCUUGGGCUCCAUGCUGCCCUCUCUUCCUGCUGCAAUGAAAUUCUGACUUACCUUAAUCAUAGUUCACUAUGUUAUCUAAAUUUUAAAAUUGUUGCACUUGACCAUGGUUGUUUGAAAGAAGCUAUCCAGUAAAACUAUGGUUUGAAAUUGGCCUGUUCAUACAUUAUAAUGAAAAUUAACAAUAAUUUAUUUCAAUUAGGACACUGACAAAACAAUAAGUUGUGGUUAAUGUAUAACAGUGUAUUCUGAAUCCAUUCCUGGAGCUGUACUGGAGGGAUUGGCAGAAGCAUGUAAGUUUUGCCUAAAUGAGGUAGCACAUUAUGUCCUGUCCCUCAGUGUUUGAUUCCUUUCAAAUAGUUUUGAAAUGCUAAUAAUUUGUUUUUAAAAAACUAUCUGACAAAUAAUAAAUUAAAAAGACACCCAGGCUAUAUUUAUACUCCUGAGGCAAUCAUAAAGCCAGUAAUGAAUUUUGAAUAAAUUGUUUUCUUUAGGGAUACAGUACUAUAUAUUCUGAUAAUGGAUUCCAUACAAUAAUGUCAUAUUAAUUUUCAGCUGCUCAGUGCAUAUUAUCCUUUAUGUGACAUUGGACUGAAAGCCCAAUUACUGUAUAACAGUGCAGUCACUUUUUCAUUCUCAAUGUCUCAACUUUUUAUUUGAGUCACUAUUGUUUUCUGGUCUAUUCCAAAACAGAAUCUGGGGUUGGUUAUAUCUAAAGGAGAUCCAUUUAAAUCAAUUAUAUUUAAACUAGCUGUGAAUUAAAUGUAUCUCAUUGAUUUAAGUGUACCUCCUCUCUGCAUGUCUAAAUUUGAAUCUAAUGCUAUAUUCUGACUAUUUUUCUUUCAUAAACUGAGUAGGUUAAUGGCCAUGGAAAAUAUAAGGAAUUAAUAAUAAUCUUGCUUGGAAAAAUAACCCAAUACUGACAUUUUCUAUCUUCCCAAGAGAUUCAUGACAUUUUUUUUUAAAAAAAACAGGCCAUUAGCUACCCAUCUUCCAUCUCAUGAUCAUGGUUCACAAAUUCAAAUCAUCCAUGAGCCUUUCUUUAGGUUUCCUUUCAUUCCAUACGAUUAGGGUAUGGUUCUGUUUAUCCUACCCUGUUCUGAAUUUUUAGCUUGAAAUUUGUAGCAAAUGAAUAAUAAUUCUGUACCUCUGAUCAUUAACAAUAAGCAUCUUUAUUUUUGUCAUAUGCACAGGAGGAAGGUUUUGGCAAGCAAAUAUUUAAAAAGGAGAACCUGAAACUUUAAGGGACAUGCAACGUUGAUAAAUUCUGGGAAGAGGAGCCUAGGAGGAAGGGGAAUGGAAAGGAAUAGGGACUGGAAAAUUGGUUCUUAAGUGGGGUAGUCAUUAAGCAAGUCACAUGACUGGACUCGAUUGUGCAACCAUUUUUACGGUGGUCGUUACAUGAAUCACAUAGUCGUUAAGCAAAUCCAGCUUCCCCGAUGGACUUUUUCUUUGCCAGAAUUCACUUAAUGACCAUGUGAUUCACUUAAUGACCAACAUAAAAAGGUAACAAAUUGCAAUCAUGUGACUGGGGGUGCGUGACAGUUUGCUACGGUAGUAAGUACGAGUACAGAUCAUAAAGUACUUUUUCCGAGGCCGUUGUAGCUUUGAACCAUUAUUUAAAUGAACAGUCAUUAAGUGAUGACUACCUGUAUUGAAAAGGAGCAGCCCAGAUCAAAACAUUUUGUUAUAUGUCCCACUUGUACUUCUUUGCAAAAGAACAUGUAAAAAGCUCUGCCUAACAAGGAAGAAAGACAAAUAGAAUAGAAUUAUUUUUAAUGGCUUUAAUCAGGAUUUAGUAAGUAUACUGCAUGGUAUGAAAAUGGCUGAUAGGGAUGGACUCCCUAGAAUCUUUUAGGAAUUGCAAAGAAAUACAAAUCUUGAGACCAGUGAUAUUCUACUCAGAAAAGCUUGAAUUGAAAUUGUAAUGCUGUGCAUAAGAGAUAUUUUGUAAUGUAUUACACUACUUUUAUGCAGCUUCAGUCAUUUUGUCUCUGAGCAACUCACAAGCAGCAAGAUACAAUAAUAAUAUUACAAAAAGAAUAAAAUAAAUGGUAGGAGGACAUUCCACAGGAAUGGAACUCCUGCAGAAAAUGAUCCCUUCCAGGUCUUCUUUUGAUACAUUUCAUGGGGAAUGGGAAUGCUCAGGAAGCAUUAUGUAUUAACAUACAUCUUGUAUUAACAGAUACAUCUUGAAUGAGCAAAUUCUAUUUGGAUUAAGCAGUCUUGCCAUGAAGCCUUCCCAAGUCUUCCCAAGCCAUGAUUUCGAAGGCUAUAAUUAGCACCCUGAAUUACAUCUGGAAACAAACUGGCAACAAUGCAACUCCUACAAUAUUGAUAUUACAUGACAGUAUGGAGUUGUCUCAGUUAAUAUCCAGCCCUUCACAUUUUGAGGUAGUUGCAGUUUCUGGAUGGUCUUUUAAGGACAGUACUAUGUAGAGCAUAUUACGUAGUCCACUAGUGAGGUGACAAAGGUAUAAGUGGCUAUAGUCAGCAUCUUCUCCUUCAGGAACAUUCACUAUCAGCACACAUGUUGAAGCUAGACAAAGGUCUUCCUGGCCACAGUUUCUAUCUGCUGUUCCAAAAGAUCUGAGAGUACAGGAACACCCCUAGAUUGUACACCAACUCUUUCAGUAGGAGCAUAACCACAUCCAGAGCUAAAGCUGAUAUUGUCCCAGAUUCAGUUGACUUCUUAGUCCAUAGACACUCUACUUUGCUAGGGUUAAGUCUUACCCUGUUUCUUCCAGAUCUUUACAGCCUCCACACAUGGGACAAGACAUUCUGCCACAUCUUGACAGCCUGGAAUUGAGAUGGAUAACCUGGUCUCCUCAGCAUAUUAAAUGAUACUAAACCCCAUUUCUUGGAUUAUCUCCCCCAGUGACUACUUGUAGAUGUUAAAUAAAAUGAGAAAGAGGGUUGAACCUUGUGACAUCCCAUGUACGCACUGGAAGUAUCCACUCAGGAAGGAGCUGAACUACCAUGGAACAGUGCCUCUAAUUCUUGUGGGUCCAGAAGCAUACCAAGAUUUAUGGUAUAAUAGGGUAGCGCUCCCCCUUCUAAUCAUUAAUCAUUGAGCUUUUUCAUUAAGAUUAUUAAUGAGAGUAAUUUUGAGGUUUUUCUCUCCCAUGCCCAGGCCUAAACCCUGAACUGAAAAUGAUACAAAUAAUCCAUUUUCCAGAGCUCUUUGUAGUUGAUGCCUACAAAAAGGAAGGUUAUUGAGUUGGUGAUAGUUGUCCAGCAUAGCUUGGUCCUUGAUCAUAUCCAUAAGGAGGUACUGCUUCAGUGCUCUUUUAGAAACAUCAGCAUCUCUUCCUCCCAAAAUGAGGCAUUCACAAUGGCCCUUGAUAUCUCAUUUUUGGCCUUAAUGAUGCUAGGUAUAGCUGAACUGGAGAAGGUUUUAGGAUUCUGUUACAAUAUCCAACUAGCAAAAAAAAUAUUUCCAAAAGUCUAAAUGGUUCUUCUUUACUGAGUUUGCCAGCCUUGAAGGGCUCUACAACAAUCUUCAAAGCCUUGUUACUCUCUCAUUAGAGAGGUAUUGGAUCCUGUAUUCUGGACCUAGACCACAGCUAAAGAUCCUUGAGGUACCUCCUGUCUGCAGAACAAGUUGCUGAGCCAUUAUUGCAGCAUAGACAGCAGGUAGAUGCAUAAAUCAUGAGCUUGUAGAAUGCUAUGAUGCAGUUAGCCCAGCAUUUUGCUCAAGGUUGCCUCAGCCUGGAGUAGCCCCACAGGCAGUUCUCCCAUGGGUGAUAUUUUGUUCCCUUGGGAGCCUUCUGGAGGAGUUGAGGGUGGGGCUCAGGACAGAUUCCUAACCUUCACUACCCAGUGUGAACUGUUUAUGGCUAGCAGGCAGCAGAGUUUCCUACAGAUUGGACCAAAGUAGUUUUUGUUCUCAGCCUUUUGAAAGAAGGAACAGCCAGGUGGGCUGUUCUCUACUCACUGAAAACAAUGAUGCCAUCCUGGACAACUCUUAACAAUUUUAUGCAGAAAUUUAGAACUGCCUUUGACAAUUACUUUUGACAAAUUGAAAGUUCCUUUGACAGUUACUCAAGAACAAGCAGCCUUUCAGGAUUUGAAACUAGCCUUCCCUCAGACUCUGCUCCACCAUCCUGAUCCUACCUGCGACAUUAUUGUGCAAACUGGUGCUUCAAACUAUUUUGAGCGCUGUUCCUUUUCAGGUUUCAGCAGAGGAGGGAAAGGACCUAUUCCCUUGUACAUUUUAUUCUAGACUCCUCCCAGCAAUGAUUAUGUUUGUGAUAAGGACUAGCUACCAGUAAAAGUCGUGUUCUAACAAUGGAGGCAUUUCUUACAGGGAGUGGUUCAUCCCAUGCAAGGAUCUUAAGAAUUUGAAAUACCUGCAGAAGGGUCGGACAUUUACUUAACAUCAGGUUGGUUCACCAUUGGGCCAUUCUCACAAACUACAGCCCAUUCUCUAACCAACAGCUCCCCUCUUCCGGCUCUCAGUUGUUGCUACUGAAUACUUCUCAGCUCUACCUUCCUACUUCCAGAAAGGAAUAUUGCAUAGCUGAGAUACAGAACUCAUAAAUAAAAGAAAGUACACUUUUUAAACAUUGAAAAUGGGGAAGGAUUACUAUUCUGUUCUUGGAAUUGAAAAAGGAGCAUCUGAUGAAGACAUCAAGAAAGCAUACCGAAAACAAGCCCUUAAAUGGCAUCCAGACAAGAACAAAUCUCCCCAUGCAGAAGAAAAAUUCAAAGAGAUUGCAGAAGCCUAUGAGGUCUUGAGUGAUCCCAAAAAAAGAGAAAUUUAUGAUCAGUUUGGAGAAGAAGGUUUGAAAGGAGGGGCUGGUGGACCAGAUGGUCAAGGGGGUACUUUCCGUUAUUCUUUUCAUGGAGACCCACAUGCCACAUUUGCAGCAUUUUUUGGUGGUGCAAAUCCUUUCGAAAUGUUCUUUGGUAGAAGGAUGCCUGGUGGCAGGGACACUGAAGAUAUGGAAGUGGAUGGAGAUCCAUUUGGUUCCUUUACUACUUUUAGUAUGAAUGGAUUUCCAAGAGAAAGAAACACAGUUGGUAAUCAACCCCGUCGUAAACAAGAUCCUCCCAUUAUUCAUGAAUUGAAAGUAUCAUUGGAAGAGAUUUACCAGGGCUGCACAAAAAGAAUGAGAAUUUCCCGAAAAAGGCUCAAUCCAGAUGGAAGAAGUGUCCGAACAGAAGAUAAAAUCCUUACAAUUGAUAUUAAGAGAGGAUGGAAAGAAGGUACCAAAAUUACAUUCCCCAAAGAGGGUGAUGAAACACCCAAUACCAUCCCAGCUGAUAUUGUGUUUGUUAUUAAAGAUAAAUUACAUCCUCAUUUCAAGAGAGAUGGUUCGAAUAUAAUCUACCCUGUCAAGGUUAGCUUACGGGAGGCUUUAUGUGGCACCUCAAUCAAUGUACCAACUAUAGAAGGCCGAACCAUACCUAUGACAAUAAAUGAAGUUGUAAAGCCUGGAAUGAGAAGAAGAAUUAUAGGAUAUGGUUUACCAUUUCCUAAAAAUCAUGAGCAACGAGAUAGUUAAACAAAACACAGGAAGAUAAACUUCACUUCUGCCUCCCCCCUCCAUUUUAUGAAUCAGAAAAGACAAUUGCAGAAUAACAACCUCAUCUAAAAGUCUUCUCUGUCUGAAGAGAACGCAAAAGAGGCAGUCAUCCACAGAUUUGCACUAGAAGCAGUAAAAUGUUGUUUUGCUAUAAGUUUAACAUUAACAUAACUACAUCCCAAACCUUAUAUAUGUUUCUUGAAAAUCAUAGUAAAACUCAGGUAUUGAACUACAGCUCUGUUUUAUGCUACUAUAAAUCUGUUUUUAAGAAGGGUAAGACUUUCUGUUUCUCUUUGAUUUCUAUGAAAUUUAAUCCCAAAAGGACUGAGGAAGCAGCCAUCCAAAUAAAUUCAAUUCCAAUAAUUUACUUCUGAAUAAAGCAGUAGGUGCACUUAAAUUAAGGGUGGUUGCCAAUCUUUGCUUCUGGGUGUAAUUCAGGGUGCUGUUUAUAAUAUAUAAAGCCCUACAUGGCAUGGGACCAGGGUAUUUGAGGGACUGGCUUACCCCACUCUUUCUACCCAUCCCACUAGGUGGGGCAAGAGGGGCAUGCUCUGGGUUCUGUGGGUCAGGGACUGUCAUCCAAUGGGACCCAGGGAGUGUGCCUUUUCCAACAAGCCUUGAAGACCUGGGUGUUUUCCUGGACAUGGGGAUCGGGGGAGUAAUUGAGCCCAAUUGUCGGUGUAUGGUGUCUUCAGGAGCCACUCUGUGUUUUAGUUGGCCUUAAUAUGUAUUUUUUUAAAAUACUGUAUUCGUAUUGUAUUUUUUAAUCUUCGUUAGCUGCCCAGAGUCGAAUUCGGGAGAUGGGCAGCCAUAUAAAUCGAUUUAAGUAAACAAAAUCAGUGAAUAAAAUCUUAUG